Messenger RNA from Bipolaris victoriae FI3, 399 nucleotides. RefSeq lists its product as hypothetical. The coding region runs from base 1 to 399 and encodes 132 amino acids. The transcript has 2 exons. The record is from RefSeq and is a predicted model, not a curated record. Lineage: Eukaryota; Fungi; Ascomycota; Dothideomycetes; Pleosporales; Pleosporaceae.
AUGUACGCCUCUGCUGUCUUUCUUGCCCUUGCCGGCGCCGCUAGCAUUCUUGCUGCCCCUGUAUCCGACAGUCCUGCCGUUCAAGCAGCAGCAGCAGCUGCAGCCGCAGCUCCAGCCGUUCCUCUCGGCAGCUGCCCAACUUGGGGUGGCAUUUAUGGUGCCGCUGGCGUUAAUUCCUGCUGCGUAUACAGCGGUGGUCCCACAACGUGCUGCUUCAAUGACAGGCCAAAUAGCGUAUACCUCCCCGAGGUGAAUUACACGUACCAAUCUUGCCAGUCCAUCUGGUUCGCCACCCCGGACAAUUUUCUCACAUUCAACAAGUGCAAUUGGCCCGGCAGUAAAGGCGACGGUCCUUGCGCUGGUGUCCCUCAGGUCACGGGAGACCACACAUCGUCCUAG